Messenger RNA from Rhodotorula graminis WP1, 4350 nucleotides. RefSeq lists its product as uncharacterized. The record is from RefSeq and is a predicted model, not a curated record. Gene Ontology annotation, cellular component: membrane. Gene Ontology annotation, biological process: transmembrane transport. Lineage: Eukaryota; Fungi; Basidiomycota; Microbotryomycetes; Sporidiobolales; Sporidiobolaceae. Bases 1 to 4344 code for a protein of 1447 amino acids. Gene Ontology annotation, molecular function: ABC-type transporter activity; ATP hydrolysis activity; ATP binding. The transcript has 28 exons.
AUGAGCCGCCGCUCCGACGCGGUCGACAGCUCGAGCGACGACCCUCUGCGCCCGACGCCCGACUCGAUCUUUGACCCUUGGUCGGACAACUUUGACGCUCGCGCGUGGGCCAAGGCCGUCUGGUCGCUCACCAACCUCGCCCACCGCACCGCCGGCGUCGCGUUCGAAAACCUGGGCGCGUACGGCUACGGCACCGACAGCGACUACCAGUCGACGGUCGGCAACAUGCCGCUCAAGGCGUUCGGCAUGCUCAAGGGCCUCGUCUCGCGCAACAAGGGCAAGCGCGUCCAGAUCCUGAGCGGCGUCGACGGCCUCCUCGAGCCCGGCGACAUGCUCGUCGUCCUCGGUCCUCCCGGCAGUGGCUGCUCGACCUUCCUCAAGACGCUCGCCGGCGAGACGCAGGGCUUCAAGGUCAACCCGGAGAGUAACAUCAACUACAAGGGCAUCACGCCCGAGCAGAUGAAGAAGAAUUUCGCCGGCGAGGCCAUCUACUCUGCCGAGACGGAGCAGCACUUCCCGCAACUCACGGUGGGCCAGACGCUCGAAUUUGCUGCCGAGGCUCGCGCGCCCCGCAACCCUCCCGGCGGCCUGAGCCAGCGCGAGUGGUCGAAGCAGUUCGCCGCCGUCAUGAUGGCCGUGUUCGGAAUUUCCGACACGUACAGCGUCCGCGUCGGCAACGAGUACAUCCGCGGCGUGUCGGGCGGUCAGCGCAAGCGUGUCUCGAUCGCCGAGGUCGCCCUCGCCGGCUCUCCCCUCACCUUCUGGGACAACUCGACUCGCGGCCUCGACUCGGCGACGGCCGUCUCGUUCUGCCAGUCGGUCCGCAACUCGGUCGAGCUCACCGGCGGCGUCGCGAGCGUCGCCAUCUACCAGGCGCCGCAGCCGGCGUACGACUGCUUCACCAAGGCGAUCGUCCUGUACGAGGGCCACAGCAUCUGGUUCGGCCCCGUCGACAAGGCCAAGCAGUACUUCGUCGACAUGGGCUUUGAGUGCCCCGAGCAGCAGACGGUCCCCGACUUCCUCACGAGCCUGACGUCGGCGACCGAGCGCCGAGCCCGCCAAGGGUGGGAGACUCGCGUUCCUCGCACGCCGCAAGAGUUCGAGGCGCGUUGGAAGGCGAGCGACGAGUACCGCGCCCUCAAGGCCCAGCUCGCCGAGUACAACCAGCAGCACCCGCUCAAUGGCGACGAGCUCGAGACGUUCAAGGCCGCUCGUCGCGACGUCCAGUCGAAGCACGUCCGCCCGGCGUCGCCGUUCACCCUCAGCUACCGCGCCCAGGUCGCUCUCUGCCUGCGCCGCGGCUUCUGGCGGCUCAAGGCCGACCCGUCCCUCACCAUCUUCCAGCUCUUCGGCAACUCAUCGAUGGCUCUCGUCGUCUCGUCCGUCUUCUACAACCUUGCGCCGACGACGGCAACCUUCUACUCGCGAGGCGCGCUCCUCUUCUUCGCGAUCCUGCUCAACGCCUUUGGUUCCGCCCUCGAGAUCCUCACGCUGUACUCGCAACGCCCGAUCGUCGACAAGCAGUCGCGGUACGCGUUCUACCACCCCUCGGCCGAGGCGUUCGCGUCGAUGGCGACCGACCUGCCGUACAAGAUCCUCAACGCGAUCUGCUUCAACACGAUCAUCUACUUCAUGACGAACCUCAAUCGUCAAGCAGGCAACUUCUUCUUCUUCGUCUUGGUCUCGUUCACCCUCACCCUCGUCAUGAGCAUGUUCUUCCGAUCGGUCGGCGCCCUGUCGCGGUCCCUGUCGCAAGCGCUCGUCCCGGCCGCCCUCCUCAUCCUCGCGCUCGUCCUGUACACCGGUUUCGCCAUCCCGACGCGGUACAUGCUCGGCUGGAUCAGCUGGAUCCGCUACCUCAACCCGAUCCAGUACGGCUUCGAGAGCCUCAUGGUCAACGAGUUCUGGGGCCAGCAGUACCGGUGUGCGGCAACGGUCCCAUCUGGGCCGGGCUAUCCCGACGCUUCUUCGCCGAACGUCGUCUGCUCGGUCGCCGGAGCUAUCCCUGGCACUCUUUUCGUCGACGGCGCCGAGUACAUCGGUCAGACCUACCAGUACUACCACUCGCACAAGUGGCGCAACUACGGCAUCCUCUGGGUCUUCCUCAUCGGCCUUAUGCUCCUGUACCUCGCCGCGAGCGAGUACAUCUCCGAGGCCAAGUCGAAGGGCGAGAUCAAGCUGUACCCGCGCACCCGCCAGCCCAAGCACUCGAAGCACGAGGGCGACGACGACGUCGAGUCGGGCAUGUCGGGCCGCACUGCGCGCAACGAGGACGAGGUCGUCGACGCCAAGGACGUCAACAUCAAGCGCCAGACGGCCAUCUUCCACUGGGAGAACCUGAGCCUCGACAUCCCGGUCAAGGGCGGCACGCGCAGGCUCCUCGACGGCGUCGACGGCUGGGUCAAGCCCGGCACCCUCACGGCGCUCAUGGGCGUCUCUGGCGCCGGCAAGACGACGCUUCUGGACACGCUCGCCUCUCGGUUCACGGUCGGCGUCAUCACGGGCAACAUCCUCGUCGACGGCAACCCGCGCGACGAUAGCUUCCAGCGCAAGACCGGCUAUGUUCAGCAGCAGGACCUUCACCUCGAGACGGCGACUGUUCGCGAGGCCCUCCAGUUCUCGGCCCUUCUUCGCCAGCCCGCCAGCACCCCUCGCGCCGAGAAGCUCGCCUACGUCGAGGAGAUCCUCAAGCUGCUCGGCAUGGACAAGUACGCCGACGCCGUCGUCGGUCGCCUCGGCGAGGGCCUAAACGUCGAGGAGCGCAAGCGCCUGUCGAUCGGCGUCGAGAUGGUCGCCAAGCCUGAGCUUCUCCUGUUCCUCGACGAGCCGUCCAGUGGCCUCGACUCGCAGACGUCGUGGUCGAUCCUCGACCUUCUCGAGACGCUCAAGAACAACGGCCAGGCCAUCCUCUGCACGAUCCACCAGCCCUCGGCCAUGCUCUUUGCCCGCUUCGACCGCCUCCUGUUCCUCGCCAGGGGCGGAAAAACGAUCUACUACGGGAGUGUUGGCGACGAGUCGCACGUCCUGCGCGAGUACUUUGAGCGCAACGGCUCGGCCAAGUUUCCGCCCGGCGUCAACCCCGCCGAGUUCAUGCUCGAGGUCAUCGGCGCCGCACCUGGGUCUCACUCCGACAUCGACUGGCACCAGACGUGGCUCGACAGCCCUGAGCGCGCGGCCGUCAAGGAGGAACUGCGUCAACUCGCCGCCAACCCCAAGGUCGUCGACAAGUCGCAGGAGGACAAGUGGGCCUACACCGAGUUCGCCGUCCCGCUCCGCUCCCAGUUCUGGGAGGUCCAGAAGCGUGUCUUCCAGCAGUACUGGCGCACGCCCGUCUACAUCUACUCCAAGGCCACCCUCUGCACCCUCGUCGCUCUCUUCAUCGGCUUCUCGUUCUUCGACGCCGGCACGUCGAUCCAGGGCCUACAGAACCAGCUCUUUGCGGUCUUCCUUCUCUUCACCGUCUUCGGCCAGCUCGUGCAGCAGAUCAUGCCCCAGUUCGUCAAGCAGCGCGAGAGCUACGAGGUGCGCGAGCGCCCGAGCCGCACGUACAGCUGGAUCAUGUUUAUGCUCUCCAACAUCAUCGUCGAGCUCCCGUGGAACACCCUCAUGGCCGUCAUCAUGUACUUCUGCCUCUACUACCCGGUCGGCUUCUACAAAAACGCUGGCGACGACGUCCACGUUCGGGGCUUCCUCUUCUUCCUCUUCGUCUGGGUCUUCCUCCUCUUCACAAGCACGUUCGCCCACAUGGUUAUCGCCUUCAACGAUACGGCCGAAAACGGAGGAAAUCUCGCGAACUUGGCUUUUUCGCUCUGCCUCAUCUUCUGUGGCGUUCUCGCCACCCCGUCGACGUUCCCAGGCUUUUGGGUAUUCAUGUAUAGGGUUUCGCCGUUCACGUAUCUCGCUGAGGGCCUCCUCUCGGCCGCCGUCGGCGGCACGUCGGUGCAAUGCGCCCCGCAAGAGCUCAUCAACAUCACGCCGCCCGCCGGCCAGUCGUGCGGCGACUACAUGGGGCCCUACGUGUCGGUCGCAGGUGGCACGCUCAACCAGGCCAACGGCGCAUGCUCGUACUGCCAGAUCGCCGACACCAACACGUUCCUGCGCUCGUUCUCGUACGACUUUGGCAACCGCUGGCGCGACUUUGGCAUCUUGUGGGCGUUCAUCAUCUUCAACGUCGUCGCCGCCCUGGUCUUCUACUACCUCGCGCGCAUGCCAAAGAAGAGCCGCAAGCAGAAGAAGGAGGAAAAGGCCGCUGCUCGGGCUGCGCAGAACAAGGGCGCCGCCGACAAGGGCGCCGACAAGGGCGCCGACAAGGGCGCCGACAAGGUCGCCGCCGAGAAGCACUAGUUCCCC